AUGUCCGUCCAGUAUGGGAGAAGGUGUUUUUUGUGUAAUAAUACUCGCUAUCGAAGCAAGCAGUGCCGGCUGUUUCGAUUUCCGGCCCGUGGCUCGGUCAUGUGGUGUAAAUGGCUAGCGGCGCUAGAGCUGACCGAUACCGAUAUCAAUGUCCACUCGAACGAGCCACCACGUCUCUGUCAGCUUCACUUCGAUCCGAAAGAUUUUCUCCAACGGCAGCUAUCAGGAAUGGCAGUUCCAGUUCGUCGCAUAAAGAUGCAAAAGAUGAAGGUUGAUGAUGAUUCGCGUGGAGACAAGAUGCCAAUUAUCGGCGUUGGAGACUCGAGGACCGAAAGGCAGUACGGGGUUCAGGUGGAAGAGGAUACGCGGCGAGCUAUUGAAUCCGGAGGAAACCUCGGUGAUUAUGUUGUAUUAUCGAAUGACCAAGAUUUGGUUGAGUUGGACGAAACAACUGGAUGCUGCUCACCUUCGCUAGGUGAUACAGAAGAACAACUGGAUCAUGCGCCCAGUAUAACGUUUCAGCAAUCAAACUGUAAUAUAAAGCAACACGAAACCCUUACUCAAGAGUUGACCAUAGAACGUGCCCGAGUGGAGGAGCUUUUGGAAGAAAACGCCACCCAGAAACAUAUAAUAGAAGAGCAACGAAACCUGUUGCUACAUCUAGGGGUUCAAUACGUUGUUCUUGAGGAAGGCGAGGAUGUUUCCUAGAAAUUUACGACACAAUACGAUAUAUGCAAAAGCUCAUGAAUUUAUUUAACGAUUACUCAAGUAGGCGUGCAUGAUACACUGUCCGCUGCGAGACAUUUCAAACGCACAUUUAAAGCACGGUGCACUGUAGGAGAAAAAUAAAUCAAGAUGGAUUCACGCGGAAGCUUUAGUUGCCAUUCUCUAGAUCAAGCUGCUCCUUCAAGAUAGCAUCCCCGGUGGCUGACGGCACUGCAAUGGGUGCAGCAGAAAAUGUCUUCAUCGAACGGAAACAGGAUCUCGUCGUUGUUACACAGUUCGCAAAUGUACGCCUUACCGGAGCAUAUCUGGAUGAAUACGAAGUUGGUGAACGUUACUUCGAAAAAAACACCUUCCUUGCUCCAACCUUACCAGACAGUUUCUGAUGUGA
Anopheles coustani is the source of this 1114-nucleotide messenger RNA. RefSeq lists its product as uncharacterized. The record is from RefSeq and is a predicted model, not a curated record. The coding region runs from base 1 to 708 and encodes 235 amino acids. Lineage: Eukaryota; Metazoa; Arthropoda; Insecta; Diptera; Culicidae. The transcript is spliced from 2 exons.